This is a messenger RNA of Adelges cooleyi (spruce gall adelgid), 3381 nucleotides long. Its product is annotated as histidine protein methyltransferase 1 homolog. Bases 2604 to 3353 code for a protein of 249 amino acids. Gene Ontology annotation, biological process: peptidyl-histidine methylation, to form tele-methylhistidine. Gene Ontology annotation, molecular function: protein-L-histidine N-tele-methyltransferase activity. Lineage: Eukaryota; Metazoa; Arthropoda; Insecta; Hemiptera; Adelgidae. The record is from RefSeq and is a predicted model, not a curated record. The transcript has 2 exons.
AGGCUCAUCUCAUAUCCCAAUAAUUUUAUUUUAAAUAGUUAUCAUUACUAAACAACUUAAAUUCAGUAAAGUAUAUAAGUUUGAUAUUUUAAUUCUGAGGGAUACCUAAGGUUUAUUAACAAUAGUUAAAAAUUGUUUGACUCGUAUGUUUAUAAAUGUGUAGGAAACUGGUUCAAUAGUUAAUAUAUAGCAUGUUUCCCUGUUUUAUUUGUAAUUUAUUGUUAGCAUGCAUUAAAAAUCAAGGAUUUUAAUAAAAUUACAAGCAAAUAUCACAUUUUGCUCUCCACUUAAAAAACAAUUUAAAAAUCCAAGAUGUGUUUCUGUAUUGGACUUGAUUUCUUGUAUUUUCAACCAUAAUACUCAAAAUAUAAAUUUAAAGCACAUUAUUCUCUUAACAAUGUUUUUAUUGAUAUUUAUUAUUUCUACUAUUUAUAAAUUCGCACAAAGCAUUUUUUUAGCCUAUUAAUGAGUGAUGGGCAUAAUCAAAUGAUUUCGAUAAUGAAAUUAUUAGUAAUCGAGAGAAUCUCUCGAAAAAUUACUCUAAAUUAAAAUCGUUUAUUCGUUUGAUUAAAAUAAUAGACUAUUUUUACUGAUUUGGAAUAUUAUCGAUUACGUUAAACCCAUUUAUAAGUUAUAACCAAAUUGCUGACCCUAUGUAGUUGGGAGUGUAAAGCGAAGAUAAAGAAGAAGAAGAAGUUAUAACCAAAUAAUUCAAAUAGGUAUAAGUAAAGAAAUAUGCAUCUACUUAUAGUAAAUGAAUAAUUUAAUUUCCUUUUUUUAUUUGUUGGUAUAAUACCUAUUAUUAAUUGAAUUGUAAUUUAGAAAUAAUAAUACUUAAUUAUUAGUGGGUGUCUUAAAUAAAAUGGUCUAAGAUGUUUUAUUUUUAUUAAUCGUUCAAUAAUUAUUAUUAUCUUCAAUUUAAUUAUGUACCGUAAUCCAUGUUAACUGAAAUUUUUUCGAAAAUAAUUUUAUUGCAUAAAUAAAAGUGUUAAAGAAUAUUAUAGAGCAUCCAUAGAAUAUUAUAGACCGAUCUUUUUCCUCUUAUAAGUUAUUUCAUAUAUUAAAUAUAAAAAAGUUUUAUAGAUUUUGUGUAAUAUUUAGUUUUGUAAAGUAGCAUUCCUGAACAACUUCAAAAAAGUUUUUAUCAUAAUCGAAAUAUCUCGAUUAUGCCCAUCACUACUUUUAAUCACUCGCAGUUAUGAAUAAUGAUAACUCCCAUUGUCCUGUAGACAGUUACUACACGGACCUCCUCAUCAUGUUUUCUCCCCUACCCCACUGUGCUGGCUAUUGUAUACAUACAUUCUAGCUGUUUGACAUACAUUUUUCAUUAAACAACUAACUUCUUGGGUUAGAAUAGUAUAAAAUAUUCAAAUUCAAAUUUUUUUAUAACUUUUUUACAUUCACAAACGUGUGGUACUCAAAUGAAAUAAAUGCUCUUUAGUGAAUAAUAUAGUUAUAAUAUUUUAUUACAAUCUUGAAUUAAUUUGACCAUUGUAAUAUGGAAAAAAAUAUGAAAUGCAUCUAUUACAUUGCGUAACAACAGGACCCCUUUAAAGUAUAAUCACGGACCGCCCAAAAAAAAUAAACAAUAAACCGUUCAAUUGUAUUGCCAUUUAAUAUUAAUAAUAACCGUAAUCUAAAUUUGAUAUAUACAAAUAUAACCGGGUAGGUUCGUUAUUGCCUUUCAAGAGGCUGGAGGCAGAAUACUGACAAUAAAUUAUUAUAACUUAAAAACGUUAUAGGAAACUUUACCAAUAUAUGAAAGACCACUUAUGUAUUCAAAAUUAAUAAAUAUACAUUCAAUAAAGUUCAUAAUUUUCAAACAAAUUUACUUUUGGGUUAUUUAAAAAAAAUGACAGCCCCUCCAUGGACCCCCGAACAACCAUCUACGGACCCCCCCAGGGGUUCCCUGGACCACCGGUUAAGAACCUAUGAACUAGGGCAUCAAUACACUGAAUACAUAAUACAUAGUAUACAGUGUAUGUAACAUGAAAAAUUAUAUUAUACAUAUCUUAAAAAAAACAAUAUUACUAAAAUAAAUUCAAAGUUAUAUUACAAUUACCUGUUCAAUUGAAAAAUAGUUUAAAAUACAUCGUGAGUACGAAUAAAUUUAUCUACCAUUUGUAUUGUAAACACUAUUUGUGUUACACCAUUUGGCAUCACUGUAUAUUUCAAUUUUUAAUUGUUCAUAAUAGACGAUAGCAGCUGAAGUGACUGCAUGAUAUCAUAUCAAAAUUCAAAUUUUUUUUAAUGAAUCCUGUUUUACUGACUACUGUUAUUUAUGUAACUUAUUACUUAUUAGAAAUUAGUUCGAUUGGCUCUAAAGACUAAACACUUUAGACCAGCUAUUACUCUUGAUGUACAAUGUAUUUUUUCUAAAAUUUCUUCUAUGUUACUCGUUUCACAAACGCUAAUUUACUAUUAAACAAAAGCCUACCUACAUUUUGGAAGUACUUUAAUUAAGGAUAUAAAAAACAAUAAAUUAUACAAUAAAACUCCUAUUUUACUCUUAAUUUUAAAAAAAAAAUCUGAAUUAGGUAGACAAUGAGAAUAAUGUGAAUUGUGCCCUUGACUGGACUCUCGAUUUGUUUUAAAUAGUAUUGAUGAUGUUUAUGUUUAAUUUUAACAAUGUCGAUUCAAGUACAACAGAAGUGGUUUGCGAUAACCAAAAAAUGAUUGAAGCUGAAGAGAUUUCUAUGACUACUAUGGAGCUGGAAGACAUCCAAUUUCAAAGUUUAACGUUUGGAAACAAUACGAUGAAAGUUAUUACAGAAGAUCCAAGUACGCAUAGUUCAGAUCUGAUCCCUGGUAUUUAUGAAGGUGGAUAUAAAUUAUGGGAAUGCACGGCGGAUAUGUUAAAUUACUUAAGUAAUAAUAUAAAUAUUGUUAAGGGAAAUUCUAUUUUAGAUCUGGGCUGUGGUAUGGGCCUCUUAGGUGUACAAGCCCUGAUGUUUGGUGCUAAAAAUGUUGAUUUCCAAGAUUAUAAUAAAGAAGUUUUAAUAAAUGUUGCUAUGAAAAAUGUUUGUUUGAACUGUAUAGAGAAAUCAGAUAGUUGCAAGUAUUUUUCAGGUGAUUGGGAUUCAUUUACUAUCUUAAAUGAAAAUACUUAUGAUGUAAUUUUGACAUCUGAAACUAUAUAUAAUGUUAGUUAUUAUAUGAAAUUAAUUAACUUGUUUAAAAAUAAAUUAAAACCAAAUGGAAUUAUUUUUUUAAUUGCCAAAAAUUAUUAUUUUGGAGUUGGUGGAUCUAUAACUGAGUUUUUAAAUGUAUUAAAGUCAUUUAAAUUAAAUGCUGAAAUUAUUUGGUCUAGUACUGAUGGUGUAAAAAAAACAUUAUUAAAAAUUUAUUUUUGAAUAUUUGUUAUUAUUUUAAUAAAUAAUA